AUGGAGAUUAUUAGAACCAAAGUGGGAUUUGACAACAUGUUUACAGUGGAUUGCUCGGGUCGAAGUGGGGGACUUGCCCUCUUGUGGAAAAAAGAGUUAAACCUGACCAUUGUUAACCAUUCUAGGAACUUCAUUGAUGCCACUAUCAACUCUGUAUCAUCUUCUCCUCUAUGGCGUUACACCGGCUUCUACGGUUGCCCAAAAAGACAUCGACAUGCAGAAUCCUGGGAUCUUCUCAAACAGUUGUCUCUCAACAACUCUCUCCCUUGGAUUUUAAUGGGGGAUUUCAAUGAUUUCCUCUCUCACGACGAAAAUUUGGGCGGUGCUACUCAUCCCAACCGGUUGAUUCAAGGGUUUUGGGAAGCAGUAAACUUCAGUGGACUGUUUGAUCUUACCUUCAAUGGCUAUCAGUUUACAUGGGAUAAAGGCAUAGGCACUACCAAUUGGGUUAGGGAGAAACUGGAUCGUAUCCUGGUUAAUGGAAGGUGGCUUGAUCGAUUUGGGUAUGCUAGAGUAGAGUCUUUUGAAGCUCUCGUUAGUGAUCAUCUUCCCUUAGCUGUUUGGCCGUUCCCAGCAACACGGAUCAGGACUAAUAGAAAGUUCAAAUUUGAGAAUUGUUGGUUAAAGGAAGCCAGUGUAGAGACAUAG
Ipomoea triloba (trilobed morning glory) is the source of this 648-nucleotide messenger RNA. RefSeq lists its product as uncharacterized. The transcript has a single exon. Lineage: Eukaryota; Viridiplantae; Streptophyta; Magnoliopsida; Solanales; Convolvulaceae. The record is from RefSeq and is a predicted model, not a curated record. Gene Ontology annotation, molecular function: catalytic activity. The coding region runs from base 1 to 648 and encodes 215 amino acids.